This is a messenger RNA of Mytilinidion resinicola, 858 nucleotides long. RefSeq lists its product as uncharacterized. The transcript has a single exon. The record is from RefSeq and is a predicted model, not a curated record. Bases 1 to 858 code for a protein of 285 amino acids. Lineage: Eukaryota; Fungi; Ascomycota; Dothideomycetes; Mytilinidiales; Mytilinidiaceae.
AUGAGCGACCGCACGACCCGAGACGUGAAUCGAACCCAACCACAGGGAGAUCGACCGCCGGAAGACCGACCCGUCUUUGCAGAGCACAUCAAGUACAUGCGCAAACAACACCACAAGCCCACCCCAAAGGAAUGGGGCUUCUGGAGAGCCACAGGCUCCUACGUCAUCGAGUGCGAAGCCGUCACCGGUCCAAUGAGCGACUACUACAACGAGGAAAAGCUCACGAUGGAUAUCUCCGAGACUGUUAAGUCCGGAUGUUGGUUCUUCGAUGUUGACUUCAGAUUCGGGGUGCUGGAGGGGACAAUGCUGAUGGAAACGACUCCGGAAAUGUUGGAUAAUGUCAUGAAGGCACAUCGGGCGGCAGAUGGCGGCGAACCCGAGGAAGAAGGCGACGAGGAUGGCGACGAUGACGGAUGGGAGGAAGACGAGGAUCCUGAACGGUAUGAGAUGAUAAAGGAAAGAUACCGUGUCGAAGAGGAGGAGCGGCGAAAGGCCUACAUCGACCAAUUCGAUCAUAAUCCGGAAAGAUACCCCAGGCGCAUCUACUUCCAGUGGCGCGGCCGCGAUAUGCGCGACGCCACCCCUCUUAUCCAGCCAGACUGGGAUAAUGCGCACGUCGGGUAUCUGGACUUCGAAGACAACAAGUGCAACAUCUUCGAGGGCAAGGCUGAGCUGGGCGUCAUUGGCAGCAACGUCGGAUUUCGAGGAUACAGAGUCGAUAAGGAACCGAGGAAGAAGGCGGAGCCGUGGAACGACUUGUCGGAAAAGGCAUAUGAACGGGAGUGGCGGGACAAAGUGGCGAGAGAGCGUCGACCUCCCCUGCGGUCUUCGAUUAUGGGGAUGGAGAGGCCAUGGUGA